AUGAUGCAUAGACCUCAUCUUCCCGGCCAUACUAAGGCCAAAGACGGCCAGCGGAAGGUUUCCCCUCCGGGCCCGACUUAUAUGUCCAGCGAUCAGUUCGCAAACUACCUGAAAGACUUGCGAACGAAUCGACCAGCCCGUCCGAGUGGCUCUAGACCCAUUCCAACAAGAGCAGCAGGAUCAGGCUCAACCCCUCGAGAGGCUCUCCCUCCUCGAGCGUCAUCGUCAAUGUCAAUGUAUGGACAUCCCAGCACCCAGUCUACUUCGCCCGAGGCGGAGCGCCCUCGAGCCAGCAGCUCUCUGUCAACCCAUCGCCCAUUCGAACCCCACGUCUCUCUGGGGAGCUCAGCUGGGCGCCCAUUAGUACAGGAACCAAGAAUGGUGCCGAUACGCAAGAAUGUUUCGCCCUCGCAUGUUUUCUCGCGCCCGUCGCCUCCAUCUCCCAAUGCGGUUUAUCGUGAAAGUGGUCAGCGGCGGGUAGAGAAGGAGGAAGCACGCUCCUUGCGGGAUGCGUUGCAGGAAUUUGACUUGCAUGAUGAGAUACGCCUCCAUCAGGCUGCACAAGACGAAGCCACGGAGCUAGUCUGGAUGCAUCAGAACCCCGGCGUGCCCUACAAAAACCCAUAUGCGCCGUAUCAUAACCCCGACCUGGACAGAUCAUCCCAGACGUCAAAGAGCGCUGACCCUUCUCACAGCCAAAGUGACAAGACUGGCGGGCCUAUGAAUAAUCAUCGGUCGACCUCAGAAAGCUCUUCUGACAGCUAUUUUGCUGAUGCUGGGGGGAUAGGUUUAGCUCUAAAGUAUGACCGACAACACCAUCAUGUGGUAGAGAACUCGGCAAGCAGCCCUGCAAAGGCCUCGUCGCCGCGGAAGAAUGUCAGAGUCGAUUUUGCAUUGCCCGCCGAUGAAUCGCCCUCAAAAUCUAGAGGCGGGAACUCAUGUCUUUCCAGAUUCAGUAGCGAGUCAUCGAGAGGGGUUUUUCGAAAUCCUCGUGACUCUAUUUACGAGGAACCGAAAGACCCUCAUGGCUGCGAGGAGGAUGGUCGACCGGAAUUUUCUAGAUCCGACUCAUCAGCUCUCAGAACAAAGCCACGCAAUGCCCUACCGCGAGGCUCUCGACCCCUUCCCGGACGACUAAGCAGUCUUCCGUUCGUUGACAAGUUGGCGCGGUUCGAGCUACAUAAACAACAUCCAACCCAAUCGAGAAAUCCGGACUAUAGGACGAACAACCCCCUCCCGCAAGCAGUCCCGGAUGAAGAAGCGGACAAAGAGCAGGCCGUUCAGGCCGUUCCUACGAAGAAUGGGAUUGAGAUUCGCAGCGAUGAAAUCAGGGCGGCUACAAGUAAGAAACUUAAAGAUCGAAGCACGAAGCUGCCUAUGCCCACAGCCGUCAGCAAUCGCGUUGGCCGUCCGAUCGUGAGUUUCGACCCGACUUGGAAGCCUACUGAGGCCCAGUCACCGCAAAAGCGUGACAGCCUGAGGCAGGAUUCGGCCUCCCCAACGCCACCACCGCAGCCUGCUGCCCCUACCAUUGAAGUAUCCGAGCCGCCGGCGAUACCGGUUAUCAAUGUUCCGGAUGAGAAGGAGCCCACCAUUUCGGAGAUGGCAGCACCAUCUCAGAAGGGAAGGGGAGAUACUAGGCCUCUGCCAGAUCCAAUAACCACAAAGCACCGCCCGCAAUCGUCUCCUCCGAAAGCUGCGCAGUCCUCACAGAAACCCUGGUUGUCAACGUAUACCCGCUCUGGAGUACCAACAGCGAAAUGCGAGUCCUGCUCCCUUCCCAUUGCAGGGAAGAUUGUCACAGCGGCGGGGGCUCGCUUUCACCCAGAGUGUUUCGUGUGCCAUCAUUGCCAUACGCCCUUAGAAUGUGUGGCCUUUUAUCAGGAGCCCGAUGCCAAGCGCAAUGAGCGAUUGGCGGAGGCGCCAAGGGACGACGAGGAGGCGCGUAUGUUGCGCUUCUAUUGUCAUCUGGAUUUCCAUGAGAAGUUCAGCCCCAGGUGCAAGAGCUGCAAGACCCCAAUUGAAGGCGAAAUAGUCGUGGCAUGCGGAGCCGAGUGGCAUGUCGGCCAUUUUUUCUGUGCCGAAUGUGGUGAUCCCUUCGAUUCAAACACUCCUUUUGUGGAAAAGGACGGGUUCGCAUGGUGCCUCCAAUGCCAUUCUCGGCGCACCGCGCCUCGAUGCCUGGGCUGCAAGAAGCCUGUCCUGGAGGAUAUCGUGAUCAGCGCUGUCGGGGGCCAAUGGCACAGUGAAUGCUUCGUCUGUCACGAGUGUGGCGACGGCUUCGGUCCGGAUGGCCGGUAUUUCGUGCGAGAGGGCGAGCCCAAGCGAACGUCCAAAGGACGGAUCAUUGGGGGUCCUAUUCAGUUGGCUGUAUGUGAGCGAUGUGAGAGCAUCCGACUCAAGGCACCACGCAAGUGA
Aspergillus pseudoviridinutans is the source of this 2418-nucleotide messenger RNA. Its product is annotated as LIM domain protein. The record is from RefSeq and is a predicted model, not a curated record. Gene Ontology annotation, molecular function: transcription coregulator activity. NCBI's taxonomy places the organism in Eukaryota, Fungi, Ascomycota, Eurotiomycetes, Eurotiales, Aspergillaceae. Gene Ontology annotation, cellular component: nucleus; Z disc. The transcript is spliced from 3 exons. The coding region runs from base 1 to 2418 and encodes 805 amino acids.